This is a messenger RNA of Miscanthus lutarioriparius, 1119 nucleotides long. The record is from the annotation of a GenBank genome assembly. NCBI's taxonomy places the organism in Eukaryota, Viridiplantae, Streptophyta, Magnoliopsida, Poales, Poaceae.
AUGACUCUGUCCCGUGCACUCCACUGCUCAUCUCUCCUCGUUACGGCGCUGCUGUUCAUUUUCCCUUCAUCUGCAGCAGAGCCGCCUGCUCUCUUCAUCUUUGGAGACUCCCUUGUUGAUGCAGGCAACAAUGACUACCUCGUGACCCUUUCCAAGGCCAACGCACAACCAUAUGGCGUCGAUUUUGGAUUCUCCGGUGGCAAGCCAACCGGAAGGUUCACAAAUGGCAUGACCAUUUCAGAUAUCAUGGGUGAAUCCCUGGGGCAGAAAUCUCUUCCUCCACCCUUCUUGGCCCCGAACUCAAGUGCUGCAAUGACCAACAGCGGGAUCAACUAUGGCUCUGGUUCUUCUGGCAUAUUUGAUGAUACUGGUUCUUUUUAUAUUGGAAGAAUUCCGCUAGGACAGCAAAUAAGCUACUUCGAAAAGACCAGAUCACAGAUACGGGAGACGAUGGAUGAAGAAGCUGCAACAUAUUUCUUCAAGAAGGCACUCUUUAUUUUAGCAGCAGGAUCCAAUGACAUCCUGGAGUAUCUGUCACCUUCAGUGCCGUUCUUUGGACGAGAGAAGCCUGAUCCAUCACAUUUCCAGGAUGCAUUGGUUUCCAACCUGACAUUUUAUCUGAAGAGGCUAAAUGAACUGGGGGCUAGAAAGUUUGUUGUGUCCGAUGUUGGGCCGCUCGGUUGUAUACCGUACGUUCGUGCUCUGGAGUUCAUGCCAGCAAGGGAGUGUUCAGCAUCAGCGAACCGAGUCACUGAAGGUUACAACAAGAAACUGAAGAGGAUGGUCGAGAAGAUGAACCAGGAGAUGGGUCCGGAGAGUAAAUUUGUGUACACAGACACGUACAAGAUCGUUAUGGAGAUCAUUCAGAACUACCGCCAAUAUGGUUUCGAUGACGCGCUGGACCCCUGCUGCGGCGGCAGCUUCCCGCCGUUUCUCUGCAUUGGCGUCGCCAACUCCAGCUCCUCGCUGUGCAGUGACCGCUCCAAGUACGUGUUCUGGGAUGCAUUCCACCCGACUGAAGCCGCCAACCUCAUCGUCGCCAGCAAACUUCUCGAUGGCGACGCGGCUGCGGCUUGGCCUAUCAAUGUCCGCGAGCUGUCCCAGUACGAGCACAAAUGA